AUGGGUUCAUAUAACAACAAUACGAUAAAAUGUGUGGUGGUUGGAGAUGGUGCAGUGGGAAAAACAUGCCUUUUAAUCUCUUACACAAGUAAUCAGUUUCCGGAGGAUUAUGUCCCAACCGUUUUCGAUAAUUAUGCCGUUACUGUUAUGAUUGGUGACGAGCCUUACACAUUUGGAUUGUUUGAUACAGCUGGACAGGAAGAUUACGAUAGAUUAAGACCACUUUCAUAUCCGCAAACAGAUAUAUUUUUAAUUUGCUUCUCCGUUGUCGUUCCUUCAUCAUUCGAUAAUGUGAAAGAGAAGUGGUAUCCAGAAAUAAGUCAUCAUGCUCCUCAUGUACCUUGCAUCAUUGUUGGAACUCAAAUAGAUUUGAGAGAUGAUCCUACGGCACUUGCUAAUCUUGCCCGCCAGCAUCAAAAACCAAUAACCUAUCAACAAGGUGAACGCCUUGCAAAGGAACUAAAGGCGGUGAAAUAUGAUGAAUGCUCUGCUCUUACCCAAGUCGGUUUGAAGAGCUUAUUUGACGAUGCCAUCGUUGCUGCACUUGAGCCCCCUGUUAUCAAGAAGAGCAAGAAAUGUAUCAUUCUUUGA
Brettanomyces bruxellensis is the source of this 591-nucleotide messenger RNA. It is a transcript of the gene CDC42, whose product is annotated as Rho GTPase. Gene Ontology annotation, molecular function: GTP binding; GTPase activity. Lineage: Eukaryota; Fungi; Ascomycota; Pichiomycetes; Pichiales; Pichiaceae. The record is from RefSeq and is a predicted model, not a curated record. Gene Ontology annotation, biological process: small GTPase-mediated signal transduction. The transcript has a single exon. The coding region runs from base 1 to 591 and encodes 196 amino acids.